AUGGACGAGCCCCCCAAUACUGCUACUGCUACUACUGCUAUUACUACCACCACUACUGCUACUACCACCACCACCACCACCGCCACCAUGCCCGCCCCCCUCGGCUCGCACCUCACCCGCACCCUGCGCGCCUUCCAGAUCUACGGCGCAAACACAAACGUCGGCAAGACAAUCUUCUCGACGAUCCUCGCAAAGGCCAGCCGGCGGCACUUCCCGGCCGAGCACGUCUUCUACCUCAAGCCCGUGUCCACGGGCGCCCCGGAAGACGCGGACGACGGCCAUGUGGCCCGCUUCGCGGCCGCGGAGGGCGUGCGCGCAGAGUGCCUGCUGCAGUACAGCGACCCGGUCAGCCCGCAUCUGGUCGCUGUCGAGCCGCCCACGGACGAAUCAUUGCUCUCGACGAUCCGCAGCCGCAUCGCAGCCUACCGCACGCCAACGCCGUCAACGCUGCUCCUCGAAACCGCCGGCGGCGUGCACUCGCCCACGCUGUCGGGCGCCUCGCAGGCCGACCUCUACCGCCCGCUGCGGCUGCCCGUGCUGCUCGUCGCCGACGCGCGCCUCGGCGGCAUCUCGGCGUCCAUCGCGGCGUUCGAGUGCCUGCACAUGCGCGGCUACGACGUCGAGGGCGUGCUGCUGUUCGCCGACGCGUACUACCGCAACGACGGGUAUCUGCGGCGGUAUUUCGCGAGGCGCGGGAUCAGCACUGUUGUUGUGCCUGCGCCGCCGCCGCCGCCGCCCCGGGAGGAGGAGGAGGGCGACCAAGACCGCGAGGCGAUGCAGAGCUACUAUGAAGCGCGGUGCGGCGACGCGGCCGUGCGCGAGAUGCUGCUCGGCCUCAAGCGCGGCCACGACCGCCGCAUCGAGAAGCUGGCGGGGAUGGCGGACGAGGCCGUGGGCACGAUCUGGUACCCGUUCACGCAGCACCGGGGGCUCGCCGCGGGCGCCGUCGCGGCCAUCGAUUCUGCGCACGGCGACUUCUUCCAGACAUACGCCGGCGGCGGGGAGGAGGAUGAUGCCCUGCUGGGCGCGACGUUCGACGGGUCUGCGUCGUGGUGGACGCAGGGGCUCGGCCACGCGAAUCCUGAGCUGACGCUGGCCGCGGCGUAUGCGGCCGGCCGCUACGGGCAUGUCAUGUUUGCGAACGCGGUGCAUGAGCCCGGGCUUGAGCUGGCAAAGACGCUGCUGGCGGGGCUCUCGGGGCCGGGGGGGAGGAUGGCGAGGGUGUUUUAUUCGGACAAUGGCAGCACGGGGUGCGAGGUUGCCGUCAAGAUGGGGCUGAGGGCGUCGCGCGCCCGGUAUGGGUGGGACCACAGGCAGCGGGAGGCGGGGGUCAUUGGGCUCAAGGGCAGCUACCACGGCGAUACGAUCGGCGUGAUGGACUGUGCGGAGCCGGGCGUGUACAAUGGCGAGGCGGAAUGGUACCGUGGGAGGGGCCACUGGUUCGAUUUCCCAAAGGUGGGCAUGAAGAGGGGCCGCUGGACCAUUGAGGUGCCCGAAGAGAUGCGGGCCGAUCUGGGACCGGACGUGGCAAUGGCGAGCCUGAGCGACAUCUUCGACCUCCAGCACAGAACCGCCUCGGAGCUGGGGAAAAGCUACCAGAAACACAUCCUCAAGACGCUGGAGCGCCUCACGCAAGCCGAGGGCCGCCGCUUCGGCGCAGCAAUCAUCGAGCCCCUCGUCCUCGGCGCCGGCGGCAUGCUCUUCUGCGACCCGCUCUUCCAACACACGCUGGUCGCCACCAUCCGCGGCCACCCCGGCCUCUUCUCCCCCGCCGCCGCCGCCCCAGCAGACAGCAACGCCUGGUCCGGGCUGCCCGUCAUCUUCGACGAGGUCUUCACAGGCAUGUACCGCCUGGGGCGGCUCAGCGCGGCGUCGUUCCUGCAGACCGAGGCCGACAUCAGCGUCCAUGCCAAGCUGCUGACGGGCGGGCUGCUGCCGCUGUGCGCGACGCUGGCGAGCGAGAGUGUUUUUGGCGCGUUCCUGGGCGGCGAGAAGAAGGACGCGCUGCUGCAUGGGCAUAGCUAUACGGCGCAUGCGGUCGGGUGCAGCGUUGCGAGGGAGAGCGUGCGGAUGUUGGUGGGCAUGGAUGAGCGCGGGGACUGGGCGGCGGCGAAGGCGGAUUGGAGGCAGGAGGGGGAGGAGGUGGGGGAGGUGGGGGAGGUUUGGAGUGUGUGGACGAGGGCGUUUGUGGAGAGGGUGUCGUUCAUAGGGGAGGUGGAGAGUGUGUGGGCGCUGGGGAGCGUCCUGGCUGUAAAUCUGAGGGCGGGUGAUAAUGCGGGAUACUCGUCGGAUGCGGCGCAGGGGUUCCUGCAGAAGAUGGGCUCUAGGGACUCGAGGGAGUGGAACGUCCAUGCGAGGGCGCUGGGUAACGUGGUUUACAUCAUGGCGAGCCAGACGACGGGGGCGAAGACGGUCGAGGUGAUGCAGGAGGAGAUCCUGAAAGCUCUUGGGGCUUGA
Molecule: messenger RNA, 2457 nt
Organism: Morchella sextelata
Lineage: Eukaryota; Fungi; Ascomycota; Pezizomycetes; Pezizales; Morchellaceae
Exons: 3
Coding region: 1-2457 (818 amino acids)
Biological process (GO): biotin biosynthetic process
Cellular component (GO): mitochondrion
Molecular function (GO): pyridoxal phosphate binding; dethiobiotin synthase activity; S-adenosyl-L-methionine:8-amino-7-oxononanoate transaminase activity
Source: RefSeq, a predicted model, not a curated record